Molecule: messenger RNA, 17043 nt
Organism: Paramuricea clavata
Lineage: Eukaryota; Metazoa; Cnidaria; Anthozoa; Malacalcyonacea; Plexauridae
Source: the annotation of a GenBank genome assembly
AUGACUUUUUAUGGAGAUGUCAGAAAAGUAAGGACAAUUAGUAAUCCGUCGAAACGUGAAAUAAUGUAGAAAGGAUCUUUCUGUUCCUAUGCGGGAAAGAAGAACACUUAAUGAUCCAUCGAAACAUAUAAUGAAAGUACAAGACAAACUAUGCAACUAUAUUGCUGCCAUCAAUACUAGUGACAUUUGUGAACGUUAUAACGUUCUAAGUUCGCAUGAAAAUUAUCCCGAAAGGCGUUCAAGUUAUUAAUUGUUGGAGAUAGGAAAUUAGUUCUAUCUUGGAUCGGUAAUAUACAACUAUAUAGAUAAUAAUUUUGAUACUAUGAGCAUCAGCUAUAGCUAGAGAAAGUGAGAUUUCAAAAAAAUAACUGAAGUUCUUUCUAUAGCAGUGGAGGGCUUAAAGGAGAAUGUACAGUUUCAACUAUAAUAAAGUACUUAAAAUGGAAACUGAAUGACAUGAAAAUUUGUUAAGUUACAUGAAAUUUUGUCCGCAGUAGUUAUAAAAAUCAUUUACGUUCUUCAAUGGAUGAUUCCUGCUCGACUAAUUUUUUAUGUAGACAAGAAAGACGAAAUCUAUCAUUAUAGCUCAAAAGAGCAUCCUACAGUCAGUAAAAUUGCAGAGUUUGGUCGAAAUGUUGUAAAAUACGAAAAAUAUAGCCCUGUGAAAUUAGCAAAUUUUGAGUAUUUUAGUCAUUACGCGAGGAAAAAAUGCACCACUUUUGAGCGGAAUUCGUAUUUUACAACAUUUCGCAACCAAACUUUUCAAUUUUACUACUGAUUUUAGAAUGCUCUUUUGAGCUAUAAUGACGGAUUUCGUCUUUCUUGUGUAGAUAAAAAUUACUCUAUAGCUGAAAUCAUCCAUUCAGACAUUCAUUCAUGCUCAUCUUCGAUGCAGAGCCCCCACAUUUUCUGUUUUGGACAGAGAAAAUUUUGUUUCCGAAGAUUUGGCUUCUGCAGUAUGGUUUAGAAUAAUUUCAGAAUACAUACUGUCUUGUUAUAACUAGAUAAGAACACCCGAAAGAAGUUAUCACAUUGUGGAGAUAAGGAGUCAAUAAUUAUUAGAUUUAUCUUGGAUUGGUAUAAUAAGACUAUAUAGAUAAUAAUUUUGAUAGUGUGAGCAUCAGCUAAAGAGAACUCCGGUAAGAUUUCAAAAAAUCACUAAAGCUCUCUCUUUAGCAGCGGCUUAAAAUAUAAUUUACAGUUGAAGGAGUGGGGAUUAGCGAGGGGGGAUGGGGUUUCUUGAAGGAGUGGGGUUUAGCUCGGGGGGAUAGGACUUGAUAUAGAGAAUUUAAAGUUACAACAAAUUAAGUACUUAAUAUGGGAAUAAAUGACGCUGAGCCAUAUAUACAUUUCAAUAUUUUUAACCAGCACUCACCAGUAGUUAUGGAAUAACAUUUACUUUCUUCUAUUCAGUCAAGCGACGAGUAUGCAGCUUACGUAUCUGACGCAUAUCAUGAUGAUCAAACAAUAGUGAGUAUAAAUACCGUGGUAUGAUUUGGCAUAAUUUUAACAUGGAUAUUGCAUGAUAUGACUGGAUAAGAACUAAAGAACACCAAAGGUGCAUGUGAACAUCAGCCGAACUUAAAGAAAUAGUGAUAAGGAUAUUGCCAUAAAAUCGCUGCUUGACUUGCGUCUGAUCGAUGCUGCAACACGUGUUGUUAAAUUCUUCCCAGACGGCUUAAAAUUCUUGAACCCAGCCGAUCUCACAAUCACAUUUCAAAACACUCUCUCCAAUACUGAACUUAAAUUAGGUACUUAAUAUGGAAAUGUGACACCUGUCACCAUACAUGUUGUCCCUCCAAACGAUCCCAGAAUGCACUGUGAUCUCUUUUGGGAAAGGCUAAUUGCAUUUAUGUAAAGCCACGUGACCACAAAUCAGGCAAUUACGUUUAGUGUUCACUCUAGUUAUAUAACAAUGCAUAUUGGAAGUGUGCAAAAAUGACCCAUAUAUUUUUAAAAGCAAAUACAUAGGGAAGAGUAGAAACAUUUAACUUGAAAUUAUAGCAUUACGGGGACACCUUGUAUAGAGAACUUUUUCUUAGGAUUUUUUAAUACUUGUCUGUCAGCCCCGGAAGCGACAAGGAGUUCUGGCAAUGAAAAAUUAAUCAAGCAACUUCAUCAUGGUUUUCCUAUCCCUUCGAUGUCGGGGAACAUAGCAAGUUGACAAGUUUUUUAAUUGUUUUUCUGAAACUUUGACCUCUGCAUAUUCAUAUUAAAUAAUUUUGUGUUUUUAAUUUAAAUUUCACUGAUCACACAAGAGGUUUUUGAUGAUAUUUAGUAGUAUAGCUCAUCUCAUUAUUCAGAACAUACGUAUAAACGCUUUCGCUAACCGCCCUUGUCACAAUUAAUACAUUUAUUUUUUAUAUUUUUAGUGGCAUGAUGAGGGAGUAAUGUUUGGUCAUGCUGGUACUGUUACUGUUGGUCAAGCGCCUGUCUCGGUAAUUUUUCCUGACAAGCUCUUCUUGACAAGUUUUGUUUUCUCGUGUGCAUGUAUGGUAAAAACUUGGGGCAAUUUCUCCUUGACAAGAAGCAUUGUUCCCUCAAAGCUUGUUCGUGUGUAAAUAAAUCCUAUAGUUAACGGUUAAAUACAGAAUUUAUGGCAUGCAUGUAAAAAUUGCAGUGGAGUGAGUUUUUGUAAAUUUGAGUUUUAAUCCUUUGGGGUCACUACUAUAUAAUAGUUAUGUCAGGAACAUUUAAAAGAUGGAAUUAAGUAGUUGUGAAAGAAUUGGCGAGGGGAGUUUUUAAUUUAGUCAAAAACAAGUUCUACCUUACCUUAUAACUAUGCUCAAGCUCAGGCAGGAUUCAAAUACCAUAUAUAUAUAUAUAUAUAUAUAUAUAUAUAUAUAUAUAUAUAUAUAUAUAUAUAUAUAUAUAUAUAUAUAUAUAUAUAUAUAUAUAUAUAGUUCAAUUUGUUUUUCACAUUUUAUUUAUUGAAAUUAACCUGUAUAAUGUACUAUUAGUUUUUAAUGCAAGCUCAUAUCCUUACACGUUUGUUUUUUAUUUGGAAGCAGACACGACGGAGUUCUCUUGUUCGUAGUAUUUCAAAGGCCGUCAGCAGUACACGUUCUGCGAAAAUUCGCACAAGUGAUGAAUUGUUUGGUAAUGAUCCUGAUCUGGCAGAGGUACGAUUUAGCUUAAUUUUAACAUGGAUACUGAUAUGUAAGAGUUAGAUACCGAAAACGGAGGCUCUUAGUCAGAUACAAACCCGAGGGGCCGUAGGCCCCGAGGGAUUUAUCUGACUAAGAGCCGACGUUUGAGGUAUCUAACUAACUUAGUUCAUAUUUUUAAGGAUUGACCCACAAUGAAAUUUACUUUAUGAUAUGUAUUGUUCUUUAAAUGAGUUUGAAUUACCAUGGUUGUAAUAAAAACAAACAGGGCUAUUUUGAUAUGCAUCAAUUCUCGUGUCGCACUACUGUAUACUAUCAAUGAGAAGUGAUUAAAUAUUCGUUCACCAACCACAAUUACGAUGAAAUAUGUUUGAAAUAGCUCAUACAACCGAGAAGAGCUAACGAAGAUUUGUACGGGUUUGUCGAAGCAGAGAUUCUCAAGUUGUUCUCAACAGGGUUUUAUUUGCAGGAUAAAAACCAAAUGGGAGGUCUUUCAUUGAAAUUCAAGACCGAGGCGUGCAGCACCGAGGCUUGAAUUUCAAUGAAAGACCGACCAUUUUUUAUUGUCCUUGGGAGGUUGUGGGACGAAAUAAGGUUGAACAUGCGCAUUAAACACGCUUUAAUGUGGUUGAGCAUGCGUAGUAUAUCAUUUCGCGUCCCACAAGCGAAAGAGCAGAUAUUACUGUAUAAAUUCCUUGCACAAGCAAGUUUAAUGGUCCGUUCAGCUAGUCCUCGUGCACCGAAUGAUAAAUAUUCUACCCAAAGGUAGAGUUUGACGGGCUUUGAGGUACACGGCUGUUGUCUCUUUCUCGACUCAGAGACGUGCAGCGUUUUCUAGUCGAAAAGGAGAUGUGGGGUUUGAGUCUGGUUAAAAAUUCAAGGUAUCUAACUCCAUAGUGACCUCCAAAAGGGGUCACUAUGGAGUUAGAUACCUUGCAUUUUUAAUUAGGCAUUCAAUUCUAUUCAUCAACCCCGCUUUUCCCUGUGGAGAUAUCAAAUCCCUCCCCUUGCUUUUAGAUUCUUACCCAAAUAAAACCCUAUUGAGAACAAUAGAUAUCCGCACAAAUAUGAACUAAGACCAGAUAAGAACACCAAUGAUGCAUGUGAACAUCAGCUGAACUUAAAUACUAAUUGUGAUUUGAAAAAGUCACUGAAAAUAUUUACAUCUGGUAUAGGUCCCUUGACCACGACCAUUUAUUUGCCAAUAUUUUGCAAAGCGUUUGAUUUUACUGCUUGAAUUCUAUCAAUAAGGAUAUAAGACAAGAAUUUUAUUCACAGCACCUUUUAUAUUAAUUAAAACUCUGGUAUUUUACCCGCACGUCACAACUUUGAGGGCAAUAUACUAUAUAAUAGUUAUGUCAGGCCAAGGUCGUAGACACUGUGGGGGGGGGGGACUCAGUUGUUUGUGGUAUUGCAUGUAUUGACUUGGAACUUUACUCGCAGGUCGCUAAGGUGGAAUGUUGGCUUAUAUAAUUUGUCUUGAUGAAAAUCUGAUGGUGAAUCUGUUGUAAUACAAUUUUACAAUUUUUUGUUGUUUCUGUUUCGUUUCUGAUGAGGCAAUUAUUCAGUGAAGUGGAAGUGAACAGGCUUGUUCUCAGUCUGAUUUUUUAUUGGUAUUCAUACAAUGUUUCAAAAGUUGUUGAGAGUAUCAGGGGAUAUAUAUGCAUAUUAUUACAAACACAUAUCUCCCUCCCCCCCCCCUCCCCAUUCAAUGUUGUUUACCCGAUCGUGCACGAAACUCCGGAAAGUGCUACCAGAAGUUACGGACAAAAUGGCCAUCGCUUGUAUAUAAGUUUCCAUCAUGACUUGUCAAGUACAACGGCCUUCUAUUUUUAACAGAGAAUACAUAGGGUGGAAACGUUUAACCUGAAAUUAUGGCAAUCCAGGAGUUCCGCUGCAAUUUGCCGACCUGGUAAUCAAUAAAGCUUUUAUUUUCGAACUUUUGGCAUAUUAGGGAGCUUAAGCAAGCGACGUUAUUGUCAACACGGAUGUCAGAUAACCAAGGGGGACUGGAUUAAGAACUGUUUUGGGUCCGUUUGUGGUAAUCUGACAAAGCAUAACAUUACGAGGACUAUGAUGCAAAAUUCCAGCACGAGCUCCACCUUUGAAUUUACUAUAUGAGUAAAUUCUUAAACACGUCCGAAUUUAUCAUUAUGAUAAAUUCGCGGCACAUUUUGAAUUUAUCAUAAUGAUAAUAAAUUUGCGGCACCUAACCCCUAACACUAACCCCAACCCUAACCACUAACCGGAUAACCCUAACCCUAAUUUAACUUUUUUAACUUUUGUUUUCUUUUUUAAACUUUUUUAAAACUUUUCUAAAACUUUUUUAAACUUUUUUCUUGAAAAUCUUGAAAAUCUUCUAAAUUAGUUAUACCAAUUUUCGGGUGACGUCUGUGUUGCGCUUGCAUGAUUCAUCUCGGUUAUGGGCGGCCAAAUGAGUAUUCGUUGCUCACAUGCACUUUUGUCCAUGUUUGGACUCUAUUAGCAACAUAUUUUGAAUCGGGUCGGUAUUGAAUAGGAGUCUAAAACACCAAGCAAUAUUGACCAAGAUCUAGUUUAAUUGUUCUUUAGAUUUCGAAAUAAUUUAGUAGUAUAGCUCGCCUCAUUAAUUUUCAGAACAUACAAAUACAUUAGAUUCUAUGAAUUUAUUUAAGUAUAAACGCUUUCGCUAACAGCCCUUGUCAAAAUCUAUUUUUUAUAUUAAAUAACAAAUUAAUUUUAAAAAUCCAUUGAAAUUUUCGAAUGCAAUAAAUCCUAUAUUUAACGGUUAAGUACAGAAUUUAUAGCAUGUGAAAAUUGCUGUGGAGUAAUUUUAUUGUACAUUUGGGUUGUAAUCCUUUGGGUUUGCUGCUAUAUAAUAGUUAUGUCAGGCUCAUGUAAAACAGGGAAUUAAUUAGCUUAUGAAAGAAUUGGUGAGGGAAUUUAGCUAUUAAUUUAGUCAAAAACAAGUUCUACCUUACCGCAUAUGUACAUCAAAUUAGCAUGAUGACUAUGCUCAAUAAAUUAAAUUCUGAUAUGAAAUUCUGAUAGCAUGAUAAAUCAAAUUCUGACUUAAACCAAAUCAAUGAUUGGUUCGCCAGUAACAAACUGCGGCACCUUCCUACUAAAACUAAGUAGAUGAUUAUGGGAUCGUCAUACAAUCUAACUAAUGAAAGCUCACGACUAUCCUGUGUUCUUGAACAACACACCUCUUUGUAGAACUAUAUAGCUCUUUCGAAUGUCUGGGUGUAUUACUAGAUGAAAACCUCAAAUGGGAUAAACAGAUCGAAAAGAUAUUGAAAAAAGUUGGAUCUGGCAUUGCAAUGUUGCAAAAGGCUAACCAUUUCAUUCCAGUACGCUCACUCCAAAUGAUUUACAAUGCCUUGAUUUAACCUUAUUUUGAUUACUGUUCUCCACUAUGGGAGAUUUGUGGCACUCAACUGCUUGAUAAACUAGAGAAAUUUCAAAAUCGUGCGGCAAGAAUAAUUGCUGGCGCAAGUUACGAAAUUGAAUCUGCUGUUGUUCUUGAAACUCUUGGUUGGGAAAUUUUAAAAAGUAGAAGACAGAAGAUGAAGUCUAUUCUUCUGUAUAAAAUUCUAAAUGAUUAUACUGCUCCUAACUUGAAACGGAAUCAUUGACUGGGAGUAGUUUAACGCAAGCGAACUAUAACUUAAGAUAUAGCUAUACUGAUUUAGCUUUCCCAAAACCGAGAAGGGAAUUCCUAAAAAAAAGUUACAGCGGGGCAAAGCUUUGGAAUAGCCUUUCUCGGAUUCGAAGCAAAAGAGGCACGAUCAAUCCACAUUUUCAAACAAAAUAUUAAUCUUGAUUUUGUUACUAAUGCUAAUGUAUGGGUCACACCUCCUGUAUUCAGCACGCACUCUUAUAAAUAGUUUUUCUUUGUUUAUACGUAUAUUCUUGUAAAUAUUUUGUAUAUAAAUUGACGACGCCCUUCAUCAAAAGUAACGUAUGUUGAUGAGGCUAGCGUCUUGAAAUAUUUUUUUACGAUACGAUACGAAGCUCAAGAUUCAAAUACCAUAUAUUGCUCAAUUUGUUUUUCACAUUUUAUAUAUUGAAAUUAACGUGUAUAAUGUACUAUUAGUUUUAAAUGCAAGAUCAUACCCUAAUAAUUAUGACCUUCUAGGAAUGAAUCUAAUCAGUACACGUUUAUUUCUUAUUUGGAAGGAGGCGUCGCGGAGAGCUCCUCCUUCUUUUCAACCAAGUACCGUUGCACGUUCUGUUUCUGACAAAAGUGAUGAAAUUAUAUGUGGUGAAUAUGAUUAUUCUGAUGGAGAGGUAUGAUUUAGCUUAAUUUUAACAUGGAUACUGAUGUGACUAUAUGACUAUAUUGAAAUUAACGUGUAUAAUGUACUAUUAGUUUUAAAUGCAAGAUCAUACCCUAAUAAUUAUGACCUUCUAGGAAUGAAUGUAAUCAGUACACGUUUAUUUCUUAUUUGGAAGGAGGCGUCGCGGGGAGCUCCUCCUUCUAUUCAACCAUGGACCGUUGAAAUUACAUGUGAUACUGAUAUGACUAGAUAAGAACACCAAUGAUGCAUGUGAACAUCAUCUAAACUUAGAGACUGAUUGUGAUUUGAAAGAGGUACUGAAAAUGUUUACAUCUGGUAUAGAUCCCUUGACCACGACUAUUUUUAGCAAUGCUUUUGAUUAUAAGACAAGAUUUCUAUUCACAGCACCUUUUAUACCAAAACUCUGGUAUUUUACCCGCACGUCACAACCCUUUAAGGUUACAGGACACCCUUUUUGGCGUCUUAUACGGAAAAUCGCUACUGCGCGCUCAAUAUCAGUUCGAUUUUCAUCAAAUUUUCAUCAAAUGUUCUCCAGUGCAUGCAAAAUAUGGUAAAGUUGUAAAAUUAACAAACAAUAAAAUAAUGUAAGAAUUAUUCAGGAAAAUCUUAAAUCGCAGUAUCGUUACGCUUUUGAGUUGUGCUCUUGCUGGUUUUAAGUUAUAUUUAUGAAAAUAUCAUUUUUAUACAGUAAAAUAGUUGUUCUAAAAAAUUGUGUUCGGAAAUUUUUGUUUAUUUCGUCAUUCCGCUGAUAUGGCGAUUUCUUUGACGACUGCAAUAUAUUUCUGAAUUGUUUGAGUGAAUUGUUCUUUAUUUUUAAAAUAUCCAAAAUUUUAAGAAAGCCGAACACAAUUUUGAAACCGACGUCUUUAGCUAUGUCCUGUGAAAAUUUGAGGAAAAAAUGGUUAAAACCCGCAGGAGCACAACUCGUUUGAAAAUCAGUAAUUACCGCAAAAAUAUUUCGGGAGAAAAUUGAAUUUGAAUAUUACAUUUUCAAUGUUUUUCUUAUUGCAGCGAAAUGUUUUUUAUUAAAUAACUCUGCGAGUUUUCAACAUUUUUCGUUUAAACUUGGUCAGAUAGUAGAACUAUUAGAAGUAUUGCAUGUAUUUACUUGGAACUUUACUCGCACGUCGUUGAGGAGGAAUGUUGGCUUAUAUAAUUUGCCUUGUUGAAAAUCUGAUGGUGAAUCUGUUGUGUUGGAAAUUGAUGUUAUUUUGGUGUAGACAUUUAAUGUAUUUUGGAGGACAACAAUGGACAUUUAGAGUUUGUAGGGGAUUGCGGAACAUGUGCAAGGAAACGGGGGGGAAUGAAAAUGUUGUGACUGUGACUUGGGAUUUUGAAAACAGCGAGUUUGAAUUAUAGUUUAUUUUCUAUUAAAUUGUAAAAUACAUUUCGUGUCCCGUACUUAUUUGGAGGCACAAUUCGGAAUUGUUUUCGAAAAAAAUUCUAUUUUUUGUUGUUUUUGUUUCGUUUCUGAUAAGGCAAUUAUUCAAUGAAGUGGAAGUGAACAAUACUUCAGGCUUGUUCUCAGUCUGAUUCUUUAUUGCAUGGUAUUGGAAAUAAUAAUGUUUCAAAAGUCGUUGAGACACUUGCGGUUUUAGAGUAUCAGGGGAUAUACAUGCAUACUAUUACAAACUCUUAUAUCUUCCUUUUCUCCCCCUCCCCAUUUAAUGUUGUUUACCCGAUCGUGCACCAAAAUGCUAUACCAGAAAUUAGGGACAAAAUGGCCACCGCUUGUACAUAAGUUUCCAUCAUGACUUGUCAAGUACAACGGCCUUCUAUUUUUAACAGAGAAUACAUAGGGUGGAAACAUUUAACUUCAAAUUAAAGGCAAUCCAUGGUUCCGCUACAAUUUGCCGACCUCGUGAUCAAUAAAGCUUUCAUUUUCGAACGUUUUCCAUGGUGGCAUAUUAGAGAGCUUAAGCAAGCGACGUUUCGAGGGGAGACUGGAUGAGAACUGAGUUUGUAUCAGUUUAUGAUAAUCUGACAAAACAUAACAUUAAGUUUUUUAAUUUUUUUUUGCUUCCUUUCACGAGCGCUAUGAUGCAAAAUACCGCCAAAAUUAGUUCCACCAAUUUUUGGGUAACAUGUGUGUUGACAGGAACGUCGCUUGCUUAAUCUCGGUUACGUGCGGCCAAUUUAUGAUGACCGCCUUGUAGAGUAUCUUCACAAGUUUUAUUUUCUCGUGUGUACGGCAAAAUAUUGACAAUUUUGCCUUGCCAAGGAGUUUUUUCGAAAGCUAGUCAUGCCAGUUUUUGAACAAGGAAAAUUUGUUUGUGUGUAUGGCCGCGAAGGAAAACUUCACAAGUGUACAAGAAAUACUUCAAUGCUAUCGGCAGACAAAAGGCGGCCUUCACGUGAGAUGAAUGUCGUUUAAAAAUUAACAUUCCCUGCACACUUCAGCAACAAAACUUGUCAAGGGAAACUUGUUGAUCGUACACACGAGAAAGUAAACUUAAUAUAUGACUGGAUACAAAACUCAGUAUGAGCAUCAGCUGAAUUAUUAAACUAAACCAAAUUUUAAAACUCCACUGAAAUUUUCACAUGCCAUAAAUCCUAUAUUUAACUGUUAAACACAGGAUUUAUGGCAUGUGAGAAUUUCAGUGGAUAAUUUUUUGUAAAUUUGAGUUUAAAUCCUUUGGGAGGCACUACUAUAUAAUAAAUAUGCCAGGCACUUUUGAAACAAUUGGUGGAGGAAAUUCUUAAAUUUAGUCAAAAACAAGUUCUAUCUACCAUAUAGAACCAUAUAGGUAUCGAAUUAGCAUGAUGACUAUUACUCAAGCUCAGGAUUCAAACACCAUAUAUAGUUCAGUUUGUUUUUCACAUUUUAUUAAUUAAUAUUAAAUACAGGUAUAUGAUUUACUAUUAUUUUAAAUGCAAAACGAAAUGGCGGUGCCUAUAAACGCAUUCCGCAAACGGAAAUUGAAUCUACGGAUAGAGAGCUUUGCAAAAUAAACUUGGUGUUUUCACAAAACAACAUCUUAUGACUUUUAUGGAGAUGUAAGGACAAUUAGUAAUCCAUCGAAACGUGAAAUAAUUAGAAAGGAUCUUUCUGUUCCUAUGCGGGAAAGAAGAACAUGUAACUUAAUGAUCCAUCGAAACAUACAAUGAAAGUAGGCCUACAAGACAAACUAUGCAACUAUAUUGCUGCCAUCAAUACGAGCGACAUUUGUGAACGUUAUAACGUUCUUUAAGUUCACAUGAAAAUUAUCCCGAAAGAGGUUCAAGUUACUAUUUGCUGGAGAUAGGAAAUUAGUUCUAUCUUGGAUCGAUAAUAUGACUAUAUAGAUAAUAAUUUUGAUAGUAUGAGCAUCAGCUAUAGAGAAAGUGAGAUUUCAAAAAAUUUGCUGAAGCUCUUUCUUUAGGGGGGGGGGGGGCAUAAAAGAGAAUGUACAGAUUCAACUAUAAUUAAGUACUUAAAAUGGAAACUGAAUUACAUGCACUAAAGGUGCAUGUGAACAUCAUGCAGCUGAACUUAAAGAAAUAGUGAUAAGGAUAUUGCCAUAAAAUUGCUGCUUGACUCGCGUCUGGUCGAUGCUGCACCCGACGUGUUGUUGAAUUCCUCCCAGACGGUUUAAAAUUCUUGAACCCAGCCGAUCUCGCAAUUACAUUUGAAAACACUCUACCCAAUACUGAACCUAAAUUAGGUACCUAAAAUGGAAACUGAAUUACAUGAGAAUAAAUAACGCUGAGUCAUAUAUACUUUCCAAUAUUUUUUAACCAGCAGUAGCUAUAAAAUAACAUUUACGUUCUUUUAUUCAGCCUAGCACCGACACAAGUGAUGAAGAGGUAUGAUUGAGCAUAAUCUUAAAACAUGGAUGCUGAUAUGACUAUAUAUGAGAACACCAAUGGUACAUGUGAUCAUCAUCAGCUAAACUUAAUUUAAAGAGUAAUUGUGAUUUGAAAAAGUCACUGAAAAUGUUUACAUCUGGUAUCGGUCCCCUGUCCUCUACUAUUUAUUCGGCAAAGUUUUUUAUUAUACUGCUUGAAUUAUAUCAAUAAAAAUAUAAGACAAGCUUUCUAUUCGCAGCACCUUUUAUACCAAAACUCUGGUAUAAUUAUGUUUACUCCGAACUUUUCCCACAUGUCACAACUCUUCGAGGGCACCAUAUAUACUAUAAUAGUUAUGUCAGGCGCGUUUAAAGGGGGGAGACUUAUGAAAAGGUUGGUGGGAGGAGUUAUUAAUUUAGUCAAAAUCAAGUUAUCGAAACGGAAAACUGCAAAGGUCUUAUAUGAUUUCAUUUUUUAGGAAGCUACAAUGGCUGGAAUUGCAAAAUCGAUGUUCAAGAGUAAGUAAUUUUGUAGAUAGCGUGACACCCUUCUGCAUGGACCUUUAUAGUUGAUGAGAAUAAAGUUUACCUACGUACCUACAUAUAUAUACCUAUCUACCAACCCUGAUCAAAUCAAUUUUAUUGCCGAUUUCUGGUCACUUUUCAAAGAGCGGAUCUGAAAUUUGUUUCUAAACAUUCCCAAUUACGGUUCUUAUUUUGUAAGCAACUUGCGAAGUUGGCUUUGCAAUUUCAACUCUCAAUAUUCCAAACUAAGAAACGUACUUGGGAAUAUUCACGACAAAACUCGGAAAUCGGCAUGCUGUGAAAAGUAACGUGAAAUCGACAAUAAUUAUAUUAUAUGUAUAAUGUGCUGUUACGAUGAUCUGCUGUUUAUCUUAUUCCAGCUCCUUCAAUGCGACCAGACCUGGUAAAGGAGAUCAUCACCACUGACGGGGGUGUUAUAGCUAUCCAGGACAUUAUACUUAAAAUAGGUCCCGGAUGUCUGGCUAAAGACACAGAAAUUACGUUGAGGAAUAGUGAUAAGGUUAUUGCCAUCAAAUCACUGCUCGAUUUGCGUCUGGUCGAUACUGCCCCACGUGUUGUUGAAUUCCUCCCAGACGGCUUGAAAUUCGUGAAACCAGCUGAUCUCGCAAUCGCAUUUCAAAACACUGUCUCCAAUACUGAAUUUUUUAUCCUACAUGGCUCUUACAACUCUAUCUACCAGAAGAUCGUUUGGGAACUGGUAACUAAUGGUGUCGAAGAACGCAAUGAGGAAGGGGUUUGUAACACGAAAAUUAACGGUUUCUGUUUUUACAUGUUUAUUUUGUCGACGCGCGGAAUGUUAGCUCGGAUCUUGAGUCAUCUCAAUCACUCAUUUACAUGUCGUGCAUACGCCCUCUAUCGUAGAUUAUCUACGAUGGAAACUAUAGAUAUAUCCGUGGUCUUAUUAAGUGAAUUUGCCGAUGAUGAUAAAGGAGAAGAUAUUCAACAAUUAAAAGAUCAUCUCGACGUAGGUUACGUUAAAGGAGAAAAAGGAAUGUUGAAGCGCGUCCACACAGAUCGUCGUCUUGAAAUGAGUUUACAAUUUCCUGGAGUCGAAAACACUCCUUUCUCGUUCAUUGUCGAUCAGCCUCAACUGGACUCUGUGGGUUUCGUUAUCGAUCAUUUUCAAGAAAUUGCAAUAAAGAGUCCAGCAAGUGGAAAAGUGAAGAUAAGCGAAGUACAUCGCAGGGACGAAAAUGAAUCAUUGUGGAGAAUGAAUAUUCGUGAGAUGGAAGAGAAAAUUAAAGUUGAAGUAGCUGAAGGUAAUUUAAAAUUUAGCAGUCUUGUUUUGAAAAGUAUGAGACAUUCUGUGUCGUUGUUUUUACUUAUAAUGCAGUUAACUUACCCAAUGAGUUCACAAACUGAUACGCGUCAGACAUUGGAUACUUUUCGAAACACGAUUAACUGUGAAAAAGUUCUAGAUCUCUUUAUUUUCGAUCAGACUUUAUCUUAUUUGAUCUUUACUUUGAUAAGUAAAAAUUUUGAAAUCCUUAUCCUGUCAGAGUUGAGCAGAUCUCUGAUCCAGUUGGUCAGGGUCACUGAACUAUAGUUCACUGGUCAGGGUUCGAGUCGGUCAGAUCUCUAACCUACGAAGCCUUCGUGUCGGACACCCUAUAGUAAGCCUUGAGUGAUAGUCAGAUGCAUGACAAUCGCUUACCCGAAAUGUCCUACAACGUUAAAAAUUCUUAGCUGGUGUUAUCUUAAAUAGAUUUUUUUUUAUUUUGCAAGCAGGAUAUGUACCUUCUCACACCCUUGGCAGUACGCGAAGGUCGGUUGCAAUCAGUAGCGAGCUAGCCAUAGCAAGAGGCCAUGCUAUGGAAAAUUUUAAUUAUUUGCAUUAUUCAAACCCUUAGAAAUGUAGUGUCUUUAACCUAUUUAUUACCAUAGCAUGACCAGCAAUAUAUGGCAAAUACGGUUAAAGAGCUGAAACGCAUCAUGCAAAAGCUUUACUAGAGAGUCUUCUUUCAAUUUAAACUUAAAUAAUACUGUAAAGUUGAACACUUUUCUUGCCGGAAUGUACUCCUAAUAUUUUAAACUUUACUGUUACAGCAUUUUACUUAGUCUUUGUAUAGUUCGGUUUUAAUGUGGAGUAGGUAGAACACUAUGGUAUGUAAUAAUAUCACCCUCUUGAAAUCAGUAUCUUAUCUUACGUCAUAGCAGCCAUGUUGAUAUAGUAUUUCAAUAAAAGAAUUCAUUAUCUUUCAUUGAAUGUGGCAUCAAUAUGACCACUGAUUUCCUUUGCUUUUUCAUUCCUGACUCCUGAGAGAUUGGUUGCAAACCACCCUAUUUGAAUUAUUUUCAAACACUUUUGCUAAAGCUAGAACUAAACCUCUUUCGAGACUUUCAUUUGCUUAUCCAGAAAAGAAUCCGUACGGAUUUUUUAUGUAUCAUCGUCAUACUCAACCAAUUAAAUCGCUUGAAUUCUGUCGAUCAUUAUAUAAACGUACGAAGUUACAAAAUGUAACACAUUGUAUAUGGUAAAGAAUAUAUUAUUUUAUAUUUCAUUGUAUUAUAUCGUACUAUGAUUUAUACUCCGCAGUGCUAACAUAUUUCUUAUUUUAAUUUUAGUACAAUACUCCGCGCCAAACCCUGAACCAGAAGGUAUAUUAGACGUCUUGUCUGGACGGAUAUGAAUGAUUCCAUAUGAAUGAUUUCAAAUUCCAUAGAUCCUCUAUUAAGGCCUAAUUCCACGACGAACGCACGCGCAACAUGAUUUUGGAGUGUUUCUUUGCAAAAUAUUUCUCUUCGCCGGGUAUUUGAAUUCGUUUCUACACGUUGCGAAAUGGAAAUAGCAAAGCCAAUCAAACGCUUAUGUUUUGGCAAAUUUUUUCUCUGUUGUUGAAAUCACUACGAGAGAAAAUUUUCGCACAAGCGUGUUUUCGCGCGAAAUAUUUUGCAUUUCGACUCUUUCUCAGCAGGGUCCAUUACGCGUAGAACGUGCACGUUCUACGGAUGUUUCGUUUAUAUCUUCGGUUCAGUACACGCUAUGUAGAUGAAAAUACCACCAUUCUAAUUUAUAACGAUAGUUUUAGUCACUGGCUACAUUGUAGCGAUUUAUAAGCUUUGAAAGUCAAACGGGCUUAUAUAUGAUCAAAUUACACAAUAUUACUAACAAAUUAUAAACAUAGACAUACCGAACAUCGCCGAACAUAACUAGACUUCGGCCCCUUGAGACGUAUGCUCAUUCUUGUAUUCUUGAUGAAUAAAGCAGUUAAAAAUAACACGUAUAGUGUUAUUUUCAAGCUUCUAUCUUUAAAACGUGAGUUUUCUUGCCGAAUUUUGCAUUUCUGCCCGAAUUUGCGUUAAUCCCAAACCGGAAAUACGACGAAAACCCGUCAAAACAAUGCGUAGUUUGUAUCGCGUGACUCUGGAAAUGCCAGGAAUGGAUUCUACAGGUCAAAGUGCACCCAUACGCGUGAGUUUGACGUCAUCCCGGCUAAAGGGAGCUCCUUAUUGGCCAAGUAUUACGUAAUACAAGCGCGUGCGAGUAAAACCCGAUACCUUGAAAAAUUCAAAAUAAAUAUUUCUACUCGCCGUAUUCAUACGAAACUUUCUAUGCUAAAGCGCUUGAAUACAAAGAGUAUUCUGCACAUAUAUCCUUUCAGAAAAUGACGCCAAAUUUUAGAAUAUAUUCAACUUUUUCUCUUUUUCCGUUUGAAUGGUUGGCGAAGCUGUGAGUAUAAAUAUAUGAAUGUUUCGGUUUGUGUAAUGUUUUGACGGCACUUGACCCCCCGUUCGAAAGGUUAUAUUGUGAGGAUUUCAAUGGUGGCAUUUAAUUCAAAGGGGGGGUAAAUACUCGCCGAGAUGUUUUUAUUAGAAAAAAUGAAUCGAAAUGUAAUACGAAACCGGUUGUCGAGAAAGAGUAAACCCUCUCCCGCAUGACUUUUUAUUUCAGUCGUAGAUAAGUGGUUAAAGAGAAGGAUGGUACCGGUUUGUUAAAUUUUUUCCUUUCAAGAUUAAGUAUGAUAUUAAUCACAUGCACCAUAGAAAAUAACAUUUGUUUUCCAUUUCUAGUUGUGUAUUCGAACAUAAAACUCACAAAUGGAGAAAUAACUCGAAUGAGCCGCAAGGUUGGACUUGAUUGGGACAGCUUGGCAGGACUCAUGAAUAUUCCGUAUUCUGAGCGAGAGGAAAUUAGAGUCGACUACGGGAAUUAUCUGAGCAUUUCGUCGAAAGCCGAAAAAGUUUUCGAGCUUUUUAAUGACAGCACGUUUUUCGAUCGUCAUAUUCUUGUAAAAUACUUCAAGGAACUGGGUCGGCACGAUUUGGAAAAAGAAAUGCUUCCUGUGGAAGACCAGGUAUUUCAUGAUGAAGAGUUUUCUUUGCCCCAUAUAGUGUUAUAUACAUACUGGAGCUGUCCUCCCAAUAUUAAAUGUUCUUCGUUAUAAAAAAAAACUACAGUGUCUGUGUACUCUCUUUCUACAGUAUAUCGUUUUCUAAGUGUAUAUGUAUAUCACGCUUAUGCCUUUACUUAGAUAUUAUAAUACUGUGAAGUAACUGCAUGGCUUCGUCUAUGCUUCCUUGUUUAUAUAAGUUUCAUUUUGUUCAACAAAAAGAGUGUUGGAAUACCAUGCAUGGUUUGGUAAUUAUUAAUUAUAAUUUCGGUUUGCCUGAAAAAGUUGGUUUCUUUUUCUGGGUAGAACGUUUCAUACCGUCAUCUAUUUUCCAUUUACACCUUUACCAUGUUUUAGAGCAUUUUAAAAUUUAUAACGUAACCAGCCCAAUGAUUUAGUUCCGCUAUGCAAAUUUCAAUUCAUUAUCAUCAUUCAUUUCUUUAUAAAUUUAUUGUGUUGAUAGUUUAUAAACAUGACAAUAUUUGCAUAGCGGGACUGAAUCAUCGGGCUGCCUACGCCACAGCUAUGAGGAAAUAACGUGCAUCUUGAUCCCGAACGGGAGUUUCUAAUCAAAAUUUCCCAUCCUAAUUUGCACGAAUUCAAAGCAGACGAGUUUUUGUUGUUAAUGAUAACCAACCAAUGAACCAGAUUGCUUUUCUCUAAACAGAAUGAAAGUGAAGAAAUAGAAACAUCACCAACGCCACCUGUACUCAUCGAGGAAGAUUUACUACACACACCUCUCUCCCCACGUGAAAUAUCCAGACUUGGCCGACGCAUUGUGGUUGAGUGGGACCACCUCGCUGGUCUUAUGGAUAUACCCAGAGCAGAAAGAGAUGAUAUUCGAUAUAGCCUCAUAUACAAUGACAAUCGUUCUCGAGCCGAGAAAAUUUUAACCAUUUUCAACAACAAGGAAGACUUCUCACGGGAAAAGCUGGCUCGCUGCUUAGAAGAAAUCCAACAGUUAGACUUGAUCAAACCAGUUAUCACAGGGGAGUGGAGAAACUUAUGA